GUGAAACUCAUCGAGUGGAGGAAGAGAAGAAGACAGAAUCUGCUUAGUCACCAACCAGAAGUCCAAUGAGUUGAGUAUCUGGAGGAGAUGAGUCUUACUCUCCCAACACUUUCAGAGGAAGGAAUAAGAAAGUGUCAGCUGACAGUGGGACAGAGAAGAGGCAAGAGAUGACCAUUGCUGGAUACACGUCGCAACACAUGAUUGCCUCUGAAAUAUUACCGUUCCCUAAAUGACCAAAGGAGGUCAUAUUCCUGGAUCCUCUGACUGAGAUCAGGGAAUCGUUUCAUGUCAGGAAAGCAACGGGAGAAACGUCUUAAAGCCCUUCCUCUCCGGCCACAAUGCCCGAACAAGUGAACCAUUUCCAGGGUCAGAGCUUCCACAAGCUGAGGCGGGCCUGCCUGAGGCGAGGUGCCCUCUUUCAGGACCCUCUGUUCCCCGCCACCCCCCAGUCCUUAUUCUACAGGAGGAAGCCCCCGCCGGGACUGACCUGGAAGAGGCCGAGGGAGAUAUGUAAAGACCCUCGUCUGUUUGUUGACGGCAUCAGUACUCGUGACUUGCACCAAGGCAGUCUGGGUAACUGUUGGAUGGUGGCUGCCAUUUCCUGCUUAGCAUCUGAGCCAUCUCUGUGGAAGAAGGUUAUCCCAGACCAUGUGGACCAGGAGUGGAACCCGAAGCGUCCCAACCUGUACGCCGGCAUCUUCCAUUUCCGGUUCUGGAGACUCGGCCGUUGGACGGAUGUUGUCGUGGACGACCGUCUGCCGGUCAGCAGUGAUGGAGUGCUGCUCUUCUGUCGCUCGGCCACUCCACGGGAGUUUUGGAGCGCUCUAUUGGAGAAGGCCUACGCCAAGCUAAACGGCUGCUAUGAGGCCCUGGAGGGAGGAAACACCACGGAGGCCCUGAUCGACUUCACUGGAGGGGUUUCGGAGCCCCUAAGCCUGGAUCGUGAGGCCCUCAGCCAGCACAGCGACCAGAGGAGGGCCUUCUUCCAGACAUUGGCUAAGGCUCAUGAACGUAAAGCCCUCAUCACCUGCUCCAUACGGCCAGCAGAGGGGGAGACAGUGGAGUCGGUGUUGGACUGUGGCCUGGUGCGAGGACACGCCUAUGGGAUCACAGCAGUGAGGAAGAUGAGGCUGGGGGAGAUGGGUUGGAUGUCCCGACUCUUCAUGGUGCGCAUGAGGAACCCAUGGGGGACCACGGACUGGACGGGUGCCUGGAGUCAAGGGUCGCAGGAGUGGCAACAGAUGAGUCGUGCAGAGAGGGAGAAAAUGGGCCUGGUUGUUCGAGACGUUGGGGAGUUCUGGAUAGAUUUUGAGGAUUUCUGUCAGUACUUCACAGACGUGGUGGUGUGCCGGAUGGUGGAGAGCUCUCUGCUGUGGCCCAGCUCUCACUGGAGGGAAGUACGCUGCUAUGGGGAGUGGGCUUCAGCUCCUAAUUCCCCUCCGUCCACCGUCUAUCCCAGCAACAACACGCUGAGCUUGGGAAAGACCAACGCCAAACCUGGAGAGACUAAGCAGCGAGGUAACAGAAAGGAGGCCAGACUUGGGGAGCCGAAGGGAGGCAAAGGAGGGAAGCGUGAGCAAGAUAAGGCUGUGAAAAAACUGAAAAAGGAAGAGGGUGGUGCAGAGGUGGGAGGAUGGGAGGCACAGAUGGACAAGAGGAGUCGGUGUGGAGGGUGCAUCAACCACAGAGACACUUUCCUGCACAAUCCACAGUUCAUGUUUGAGGUGAGAGGCAAAGAGGAGGAGAUGUUAAUCUGUCUGCAGCAGGAGGACAGGAGGAUACAGAGGAAGGAUGGAGGAGGAGAAAACCUGCCUAUUGGCUUUGAAGUGCUGAAGGUGGAGGUGAACCGUGGCAGCCGGGUGCAGUGUGUGGUGGAGCAGGCGGCCAGCUCCGUCUACAUGGACUCCCGCAGUGUGACCCUGAGGGGGGCUCUGACCCCGGGGCGGUACGUGGUGCUGCCCACCACCUUCCUGCCAGGAGCAACAGGACGCUUCCUGCUACGCCUCUUCUCCCACUCCCACAUCCCUCUCAGGGAAUUGAAGGAGGAUUUGCUGUCCCCCUCUGUCUUCCACUGUUUUCUACCUCAACCAACAUUGGUGACCACUGUCUACCUCCGAAGGGCAUCAGGACUUCACCCCCCCAAACAAAAAGCUCCAGAUGUUUAUGCCAUAGUGCGGUGUGAGAACGACACCAUCAGGACACAUGUUUUCAAGGCGGAGGGAAACCCAGAGUUCAACCUCAGAGCCAUCUUCUACAGGAGAUACCCCAGCACACACAUCUCUAUCGAGUUGUGGAGCAGAGGGUGGCUGUGGGACUCCAUGCUGGGAGAGGCUCGGCUCCAGACGGCCGAGUCAGAGAGAAGUCGGAGUCAUGUGAUCGAUCUGCGAGGCGGCCAAUCCCGGUCCGGGUACCGAGGGUGCGUCUACGUCGAGACCUCCUCCAGCGUCUGCCUCACAGACUUGUGACAGCAUCCUGCGUUGCCCUGGUUACUAUUCCCUGACAUGGCAAGUGUCUUCCUCUCUGGUGGAAGUGGAUGGACAAACAGAAGUUUUGAUGAACUAAAGUUAGACUGUGUUAAACAACUAAACCGCUGAUACAUUUUGUAAUUAAAGAUGUAUUUAAGGCAGAUGCUAGUUGCACCUGGGUGUAUAUAGUCAGUAAUGCUAUUUGCACCUGGGUGAGUAUAGUGAAGAAU
Molecule: messenger RNA, 2695 nt
Organism: Trematomus bernacchii (emerald rockcod)
Lineage: Eukaryota; Metazoa; Chordata; Actinopteri; Perciformes; Nototheniidae
Product: calpain-5-like
Exons: 14
Coding region: 339-2465 (708 amino acids)
Biological process (GO): proteolysis
Cellular component (GO): cytoplasm
Molecular function (GO): calcium-dependent cysteine-type endopeptidase activity
Source: RefSeq, a predicted model, not a curated record